Messenger RNA from Paraglomus occultum, 315 nucleotides. The record is from the annotation of a GenBank genome assembly. NCBI's taxonomy places the organism in Eukaryota, Fungi, Glomeromycota, Glomeromycetes, Paraglomerales, Paraglomeraceae.
CCUUUUCUUCUGACAUAAAUUCUAACGCGCAAAGUACACUUCCUUCGAAAGAUCAAAAUGAAAAAGAUGUAAUACAUCUCAAAUCUGUUAAACUACCGAUAAAGAAAGAGGCGACGGAAACCGUUUUGCAGAGCAAAAAACUCAAAUUUGGAGGCCCGCAGAGCGCGCACGGAAGUGACUCACGGAGUGAAGAAGCUCCUCUCGCUUCUAGCUCGACUAAAAAAAUAAGUCACGAGGAAUUGACGGCAUUAUAUGAGCGUGAGAAUAAACGAGGCGAAAAAAACAUAGCAAAUAUUACUCGUUUAUUAGGCAGUG